Messenger RNA from Coffea eugenioides, 441 nucleotides. Its product is annotated as serine-threonine kinase receptor-associated protein-like. The record is from RefSeq and is a predicted model, not a curated record. NCBI's taxonomy places the organism in Eukaryota, Viridiplantae, Streptophyta, Magnoliopsida, Gentianales, Rubiaceae. The transcript is spliced from 4 exons. Gene Ontology annotation, biological process: spliceosomal snRNP assembly. The coding region runs from base 49 to 441 and encodes 130 amino acids. Gene Ontology annotation, molecular function: RNA binding; protein binding. Gene Ontology annotation, cellular component: SMN complex.
UAUAAAUUUCUUUCAUUUUUUUUUCUUUUUCGCUGGAUCGGUUAAGUAAUGGAUAAGAAAAAGGGUGCUGCUCCCCUUGUUUGCCAUGGUCAUUCUCGUCAAGUUGUGGAUUUGUUUUACAGCCCAAUUACUCCAGAUGGGUUCUUCCUCAUCAGUGCGAGCAAGGAUUCCAAUCCAAUGUUGAGAAAUGGAGAGAUUGGUGAUUGGAUUGGAACCUUUCAAGGGCAUAAAGGUGCAGUUUGGAGUUGUUGUUUGGAUAAACCUGCUCUACAUGCUGCAUCUGCAUCUGCUGAUUUUAGUGCGAAACUAUGGGAUGCAUUAAGUGGGGAUGAAUUGCAUUCAUUUGAGCACAAACACAUAGUUCGGGCAUGCUCCUUUUCAGAGUUGCUGUUGUCCCUAUGGGUGGCCAAAUGUCCUUUUAUGAUUGCUGAAGGGAGCUAA